Messenger RNA from Dendrobium catenatum, 1206 nucleotides. RefSeq names its product dol-P-Man:Man(5)GlcNAc(2)-PP-Dol alpha-1,3-mannosyltransferase. The record is from RefSeq and is a predicted model, not a curated record. Gene Ontology annotation, cellular component: endoplasmic reticulum. Gene Ontology annotation, molecular function: dol-P-Man:Man(5)GlcNAc(2)-PP-Dol alpha-1,3-mannosyltransferase activity. Lineage: Eukaryota; Viridiplantae; Streptophyta; Magnoliopsida; Asparagales; Orchidaceae.
AGUUAAUCCAAUCCCAUACCAAACACCCCUUAGGUUAACGGAGCAGCAUCUCGCGCUCAAAUAUCCAAGAAAUUGAUCGGGGUAAUUGAGUCAUCGGCGCUCUAGCCGAAGUGCGAAUAUAUCUAGGAUGCUCAUGCGAGAUCGGGCGAUAUCGUCUUCCAGAGUUUUGUAGUCACGUCGUUGACUUCUCGUCGUCACCAUCUCAAUUUCUUUGUUGAUAGAGAAAAUCAUCUGUUUGAUUUGUUAUAUAAAUUAUUAGGAGAAUAUAGUUCUGGAUCGCUUAUAGCUUUUGCGAAAAUUCGGCUUUUGGGAGUAGGAAACGUCACUGCAUUGAUAUAUGGCGAGAGGCUUGUAUUUUGGGACUAAAUCGUCAGCUAAAUAUAGUAAAGACUACUGGAUCUCUAAAUCAGCAGCCUUGACAUCCGCCUUACUCGUCGCCGAAGUCAUCUUAGUCGCAUUAAUCAUCUACUUCGUCCCAUAUACUAAGAUUGAUUGGGAUGCCUAUAUGUCACAGGUUGAUGGAUUCCUGGGUGGAGAGAGGGACUACAGCAAUCUGAAGGGAGAUACAGGACCCUUGGUUUAUCCUGCUGGAUUUCUUUAUGUGUAUUCUGCAAUAAAGUUUCUUACUGGUGGUCAGGUCCUUCCUGCACAGAUUUUAUUUGGCAUUCUCUACAUUGUAAAUUUGGGGAUCGUCUUUCUGAUAUAUCAGAGUAUUGAUGUGCUUCCUUGGUGGGCAUUUGUGUUGCUUUGCCUGUCAAAGAGAGUUCACUCAAUAUUUAUGCUUCGCCUAUUUAAUGACUGUGUUGCAAUGACUAUGCUUCAUGCUGCUAUGCUUUUGCUUCUCUAUCAAAAAUGGCAUUCCGCUUUAAUAAUCUUCAGUGCAGCUGUAUCAGUGAAAAUGAAUGUUCUCCUUUUUGCCCCACCCUUGCUUCUGCUUGUGUUGAAGGCUCUGAGUGUUAAGGGUAUUUUAUCCUGCUUGUUAUCUGCUGCAUUGGUGCAGGUUGUCUUGGGCUUGCCUUUUCUAUUGUCAUAUCCGAAGGCGUACAUUUCUAGAGCUUUCAACCUUGGUCGAGUCUUCAUCCACUUCUGGUCUGUUAAUUUCAAAUUUGUUCCAGAAGAAAUAUUUAUCUCAAAAGAACUUGCAAGUGCACUGCUGGUUAUUCAUCUUACAUUGCUUUUAAUAUUUGCACAUCACAAAUGGUGCAA